Messenger RNA from Pezoporus occidentalis (night parrot), 3890 nucleotides. It is a transcript of the gene EMP2, whose product is annotated as epithelial membrane protein 2. The coding region runs from base 849 to 1352 and encodes 167 amino acids. The record is from RefSeq and is a predicted model, not a curated record. Gene Ontology annotation, molecular function: protein kinase binding. Gene Ontology annotation, cellular component: plasma membrane; cytoplasm. The transcript is spliced from 4 exons. NCBI's taxonomy places the organism in Eukaryota, Metazoa, Chordata, Aves, Psittaciformes, Psittacidae. Gene Ontology annotation, biological process: regulation of cell-matrix adhesion; positive regulation of integrin-mediated signaling pathway; cell adhesion.
CGUUUGAGAUGUGAAAUGGCAAUAAAUGAGUUAGAUAAGGUAUGAAAAUAAUAGACUGGAGAGAGUAUCAAAUGACUGAACAUAAAAUCACUAACUGGAUGAUUACAUGACUAAUGAAUUUAUUCAGCCCUAACAAUCAGAGGGGUAUAUUGGAGAAAAUGGUAGCCCUCAGUCAUUCAUCAGUGGAUAAAACUUUUAACUAGAUCAACAAAGGACAACCUGUAUGAGACCUAAGGUAGGGCAUAGCUGCUACUAAAUCUAGGAGGUUAAUUCUUGAUGCACUGAAUUUUGUUCCAAAAGCAUCCUUUGGAAAUCCACGUUUCUUCUUACUUUGAAAGCAUGGUUGAAAUGAGACCUUACUAUACCCAGUGGAAAUUCUACCAUCACGUGCAAACAAGGCUGUAAUUUGAAGAAUACUUCUCUGAAAGUCAACAUAAAGGAGUUCUAUUCUUGCUGGAGAAGCAUGUAGAAACUUCUCCAUGUGUUUACUCACUGCAGCCAUCCCCCUGGCAGGUUGCAAAAUGCACCUCUUGGCUUCAUUUCAAGUUGUGGUUCACUUUGACACCAGGGAUGCUAGUUACAUAUCACGCACAACAAACAGAACACUGUUACACUGAUGGAAAGUCUGAUUAAGUGAAAUCUUUUCUCUCUAGAGACAGGAUGUGUGCUGUGGGCUCAGACUGCGUACGAUGCUCCUGGUGAGCAGCACCUCGCUCUGAAAUCCCCUCACACUGGCCUUGACUACUCACAGCCAUGGGGAAGCAGCAUAGUGACUGGUCAAUCUGGUGUUCAUAUAUGCUCUUAUUUUUAACAGAUUUAUCUCGGACUAAAGCCUCCACAGAUCAAGGAUGUUGAUUCUUCUGGCGUUCAUUAUUGUGUUUCAUAUAACCUCAGCAGCACUGCUGUUCAUCUCAACUAUUGACAAUGCCUGGUGGGUAGGAGAUAAUUUUUCUACAGAUGUCUGGAGUAUGUGUGACACAAAUACUAGCACCUGUAUGGCAAUUACUGAUCAGUUCACAGAAUAUCAGUCAGUUCAAGCUGUUCAGGCCACCAUGAUCCUAUCUACUAUUUUCUGUUGUGUGGCAUUUCUGGUUUUCAUUCUUCAACUCUUCCGUCUGAAGCAAGGAGAAAGAUUUGUGUUAACCUCUGUUAUCCAGCUCCUGUCAUGUCUGUGUGUUAUGAUUGCAGCUUCCAUUUAUACAGAUAGGCAUGAAGAGCUACACAAGAGCAAUGAGUAUAGGAUUGGAGUUUCUAAAGGCCAGUAUGGCUAUUCCUUUGUCUUAGCUUGGAUUGCAUUUGCAUUUACUCUGAUCAGUGGUGUUAUGUACCUAGUAUUAAGGAAGCGUAAAUAAAUGUCAAGCAGCUAGUCAUUUGUCACGGCAGUACAAAACCAAAUUUCAGUAACCAUUUUGUAUAUAAUCAUUUACAUGGUUUUGUAGUAAAGGUAUUGUUUCUCUACAAAUGUACUGUGUUCUUGAUAUGAAACAGAAUUAAACAAAAUGGCAGGUUUAAUGGGUGCCUGGCACCUCUAGGUCAGGGGCUGAGCAGGACAGAGCCACCCUGGUUCUUUUACCUAUUUCAUCAUCACAAACCGUUUUGCCUUAACUAGAUGUUAACAGUUUAUUCCUGGCCUCUAGAAGAUUGCAAAUGAAGCCCAUGUAAAUUAAUUUGUAAGCAGCGUGCUACCUGUAUUCCUGGACCAGAUAUUUCCCUUUGGAAUAGGUUAAAUAUAGGGGGAGUGAAAAAAAUGAGGCCCAGAUCACACUGAAAGCAAACAAUUACAGAAGGCCAAAGCCGCACUCGCUGCGCCUGGCAGAGGACUCAUGUUCUACUCUUUACAAUGUGCAGUAAGUGUCAUCAAGCUUUUAUUAAAACCACUUGCUUUGCAAAAGUAAACAACCCUUUUUUGUACUCCAGCAAAUUAUUCUCUUGAUUCUCUUUCACAUUUAAUUGAAACACACAGAGCCUUUGGCAGGAGAAUUUACCAGCAAAUCCAGUGAACAACUUGGGACCAGAAUAGUCUGGGCAGUAAGAAACACCCCACUCAAGUCCCAUACCUCUUUAGUUUUGCACUGUGUGUAGUCUCUCUGGAAGGAAAGAAAAAAAAAAAAACCCAACAUUACCCUGCCUACAUCUGCAAAUUUCCAAGCAAAUUGGUGAUCAGUUAAAGCCAAAUGCAUGUUUCUAUAGCCAAACUCAACAUGGUUAUUACACCAGGCUUUGAUUAUAUAGCAAUUUCAUGGCUAUUGUGUCAUUUACAAAAGCAUUCCCUGAGUCUGCCAAUUAGGAAAUUGGCCUUUAAAAAUUCAUUCUAGAUUCCACUGUGGAUUUUGCUUGAACCAAACACUGCUACUAAAUAAAUCAGAGUGUGAUUACUUUGCUUAUGAAUUCCAGGCCAGUUUUGCAAGAUAAAAUGACUUGGUGGUUUUUAUUUUGCAGGCAUUUUGCAAGAUAAAUCUAUACUGUAAUAGCAGGCUCAACUGCUCAGCAGUGUAAUACUGGCUUUGGCUGUUGGUGACUUUGGAGUUGGGAGAUCAGUGUGGAGAGUGAAGUGGCUUUUUCUGGUUAGUCACAGCUUUGAUGCUUAAAUAUAGAUUUGACUUUGUAAAAGCACUAACCAGUUACUUCAGUAUGUUCACUAGAGCUGGCCCAAUAUACAGGCAAUAAAAAAGUAAGUAGGUUUUGAAUGAGGUCUUACAUUUAAUGCAGAAAAAAAUGGUUACUACAAAGUAGUAUAGCUCUACUGAAGUCUAUACUUACUGCAGUAUACAUCAGCUGAUGGUCUGACCCAUGCCUUCAGGUAACUGAUCCUUGAUUUCUCAGAAAAUUACAGUUCAGGUGCAUAACUCUGUAGGAACUGUCACCAACAUGAGUAACAGUCAUACAAUUCCAUCUCCAUUCCUUGAACAUCCUAAAAUACUUUGGCUUGUACUAGUUGUCUUUUGGGAGCAAAGAAAGCCCAACAGGAUUGUUAAAAAAUUAGAUGGAGGACAACAGAUUAGAAGAUAAUAGUAAAAAUGCCCACAUCAUCUGAGCAAGACUCCCCAGUCUAGCAUGAUGCUAGUGUUUUGUCAGGGCUUUUUCCUCACAGUGGGAACACUCUGAAUUUCCAGAAUUACUACCCUACUUUUUUAAAAAGUGUUUCUACAGUUUGCUGAAUACAUUUCAGAUUCAAAACCUGAAUUCUGCUGGCAAGAAGAAUUUGUCUUAAAACAAGCAGAUGCAGGUUUAAGGUUGAAAGUAGACAGACUAUUAUCAGGUGUUUUGCUAGUUGUAUUCAGACAUGAAACAGUAAGGGAAAUUCCUAAGCAACUAUAGAUUCAAACUGCCUUAUAUCUAGAGGAGUCCUGUAAAAUUCUGAGUUAAGCUGUUACACCACUGGCUUGAAGAGAUGCUUCUUCAAUUUCUCGCCUCAAUAAUGUUCAGGUCAUUUAUAGAGCAGAUAUUUAAAAUAAGGAUAUAUAUAUACAUGAACACACAGCUUAAUUCCUCAGUGAGAGCACUGACCCUUAACUAAAGUGAAAAGCACGCACAUGACGGUAUACAAGCAGCAGCAUGCUCAUGAUGCCACGUAGAGAAAAUGGGAAAUGUUAUGCACACCAAGAAAAAUGCCAAACCAGUGUGAACUAGAGUUUUAGCAGGACAAACAUACUUUUGGAUAUUCUCUCUACCUGAUAAUGCCUUUAAAAUGGUUACCAUUUUCUGUGCUCUAUAUAUUCUGAAACUGUACGUGGAAAUAAAAGAAAUUCUUGUACUGUAAUAGCAAGCUCAAUACAUUUAGCAAUCUGACUUUGUCUUUAAGCUUGGGAUAUAUUUACACAAUGUUGGAUGAAAAACAGUUGAGUAUUCGUGUGAACAGGUAAAAUUAAAUUCUUCCUGCCUGUACUAGA